GCGACGAAGCGUCUGGAACCGCAUCCUUCCUCCGCAUCCUUGUCCUGCCGCCGCAUCCUGCGCAGCUGCCCCUUGGAGCCGCCUGACAAGGAGUGCCGUCCACCAUGGUGAAGCUGAACUGCAGCUUCUCCGGAAAGACAGGCUCUGGGGAUGGGGGUACCAUGGACAGCGUCCCUCUGAUCAGCCCCCUGGAUGUCAGCCAGCUCCAGCCAUCGUUUGCUGACCAGGUGGUCAUUAAGACACAGACGGAAUACCAGCUGUCCUCUGGGGACCCGUCGACAAAGUUCUCCGACCUGGAGGGCCAGAAGCUGAGCGGUGGCCCGGAGGAUGUGCGCAGCAGGAUGCCCACGGGCCGGAUGAUCGCCUUCACCAUGGCGCUCAUGGGCUGCCUCCUGAUCAUGUACAAGGCCAUCUGGUACGACCAGUUCAGCUGCCCCGACGGCUUCCUGCUUCGGCACAAGAUCUGCACCCCGCUGACCCUGGAGAUGUACUACACCGAGCUAGACCCCGAGCACCACCGCAGCCUCCUGGCGGCCAUCGGCGCCUACCCGGUGGGCCGCAAGCACGGCACGGAGACGCCCUGGCUGUCCGCGAGCUACCACGCCUUCAAGGAGGCGCCCCGGAAGGCGUCCAGGGCGCAAGCCCGCGCGGCGGCCGCGGCGGCGGUCACCGAGCCCUCCAGGAAGCCCACCGGGAAGCCCUCCGGGAAGCCUCCCGGGGACGCCGCGCUGCGGGGAGAGAAGGAGGCUGCGCAGAAGGUGGCGGGGAGCACGCCGCCCCCAGCCCCUCAGUGAGGGCCUCUGAGUCGCAGCCCCUCCGGCGCCCCACGCCGCGCGCACCUGUGGCCGCCCUCGCCCGAAGCCGCCCCCGCUGUGGUCGCUGUGGUCGUGCCCCUGCUCCCAGGCCCCCACUUGCUGCCGCCCUUCGUGCCCCUUGUGAGCCUCUAGCUCUGUCGCCUUUCUCUGAGUAAAGAUUCACAUCCACCUGGUCCCCUGAGCAUCCUCCGUCCUCGGCCUUUUUCCUGCCGCCCCCCCCCCCCACUUCGGGCGCGCUCCCGCUUUGUGGCCCGCACCCCAUUUGGGCGCCCUCCUUCCUCGUGUCCCCUUAACCCCGGCUUUUCUUUAGAAAAAAAGUUUUAAAGCUCAACUUAAAAACAUGUAUUAAUCUAGUAA
This is a messenger RNA of Dama dama (fallow deer), 1172 nucleotides long. It is a transcript of the gene CALY, whose product is annotated as calcyon neuron specific vesicular protein. The transcript has 6 exons. Gene Ontology annotation, biological process: G protein-coupled dopamine receptor signaling pathway; clathrin coat assembly; endosomal transport. The record is from RefSeq and is a predicted model, not a curated record. Lineage: Eukaryota; Metazoa; Chordata; Mammalia; Artiodactyla; Cervidae. Gene Ontology annotation, cellular component: endosome; membrane. The coding region runs from base 105 to 794 and encodes 229 amino acids. Gene Ontology annotation, molecular function: clathrin light chain binding.